Molecule: messenger RNA, 5598 nt
Organism: Plutella xylostella (diamondback moth)
Lineage: Eukaryota; Metazoa; Arthropoda; Insecta; Lepidoptera; Plutellidae
Biological process (GO): DNA integration
Molecular function (GO): nucleic acid binding
Source: RefSeq, a predicted model, not a curated record
ACUAAUUAUUGGUUUACUUUGGUACAACUAAACAGUAGGUACUCUUAACUUAUACCUGCACCAUGUCACAAGGGGAGACUGCACCUAAGUCUCCAUCAGAGAAUCUAAAGCUAAAUGUACCUCAGACUAGUUACUAUAACAGUCUGAAGGAUCUCAAUACUAAGCGUAGUUCUGUAAAGGGCAGAAUUACAAAAUACAAAAAUCUUUUAAAGAAAAUAACCGAAUCACAUGAUGUUUCGCCAACUGAUUUGUGCAUGCUAACCCAAAGGUUUGAUAAGUUUCAUGAGUUAUAUUCAACUUUUGAUGAAUUACAGUCUCAGAUAGAAUUAUUAAAUUCCUCUAAUUUAGAGAGUGAACUCGACACUCGUGAAGAGUUAGAGGCUGAGUUUUCAUUGCUUAUUGCACAAACUCGAGUAUAUUUAGAUAAGAACAAGUCUCAUAAAAAUGACUUUGAAUCUGCAUCUGAAAAUGGGUCUCACAAGUCUAGUUGCAGCCACUCAUGUGACAAUGGUGUUGGUGCAAGCUUCAAACUGCCUAUAAUAAAAAUAUCGAACUUUGAUGGUUCAUAUUUUAAGUGGUUGGAAUUUAGAGAUACUUUCACUUCUCUCAUCCACAACAACAACCAAAUUAAACCAAUACACAAGUUCCAUUACUUGAAUUCUUACCUGGAAGGGGAGGCUGCUCGUGUCUUAACCAAUCUAGAAGUAACGACUGAUAAUUACAAGGAAGCCUGGCGUCUCCUCUGUGAGAGAUACAACAACGAAAAACAAUUGAUAAAAAAUCACUUGAAUUCUUUAUGCAACAUUCAACCUGUCGCCCGAGACUCCGCAAAGGGUUUGAGGUUCAUAGUUGACCAUGUUUCCAAGAACCUACGGGCAUUGAGCUCUCUUGGUGAACCAACAACCUCCUGGGACACCCUCAUCAUUCAUUUGGUCUCGGCAAAGCUCGACAACAAUUCUACUUUUAAGUGGGAAGAAUAUAAAAAUAAUUUUGAAAAAUCACCAUCAUUAAAUGAUUUUUUCACAUUUCUAAAGGGUCGUGCAGACAUUCUCGAGUCAGUUAACUAUAAUAAAACUGUCAACAAUCACCCCAGACCCGACUCACACUCAACUUAUAACAAACCUGAUAAGUCACAUACAAAAUCUUUCGCAAUUUCAGCCACUGAUGCCCCUCCAGCUCCUGUGUGUGUGCUGUGCAAUGGGAGUCAUCGCAUUUACGACUGCGCGUCGUUCCUGGCCAUGUCCGUGGAGGACAGAUGCUCGGAAGCAGCUCGUCUUCGCCUGUGUGCCAACUGCUUGCGUAAAGGCCAUUCUUCUCGCCAGUGCAGACUUCGUUCAUGCUCCAUUUGCAAAUUGCGACACAACACUCUCCUCCAUAGGAGUACCAACCGUGACCCUCCCCAGGCUCAAAAUACCUCAAACGUAAAUACAUCCACCAUGGAAUCUGAGGUAGGUCAGGAAGAAAAUAGCAACAUAAUUAGCAUGUCUAUUAACUCAAGUACAAACGAAAGUAUUUUACUUUCAACUGCUCUAGUUGAUAUUUACAAUCCGAGUACUAAAAGUCACCUAACCAUUCGUGCUCUUUUAGACAGCGGGAGCCAAUCGUCUUUAAUAAGUAGCGAUCUAAAAACUAAGCUAGAUUUGACUCCUCAGCCAACUCGAGUAAACAUUGUAGGUGUAGGUAACAUUAUCACAUCUAACUCAUUGCAACGCUGCCUUGUACAAAUUAAAUCGAAGCACAGCAACUACUCAGCUGAUCUGUCAUGUCUUGUACUGCCCAAUUUAACUGGGAACUUGCCUAACAAGUCGUUUGAUUUGUCUCAAAUUAAUUUACCAACCAACAUAAAACUGGCUGACCCUACUUUCAAUGUAUCGGCACCUAUAGAUAUGAUAAUUGGUGCUGACAUCUUUUGGUCAUUGAUAGAAUCAGAUCAAUUGUAUUUAGGCUCAAAACAACCGGUCAUGCGCAAGACCAAAUUAGGUUGGGUAUUGGCAGGCGCAUUGUUUACACAAGAUUAUAUUGAUUCAACAAUAAAUUGCAAUCAUGUUUCAACCGUUGAUUAUCAUUCAAGUGAUUACAUUUCUAAUGAAACAUUAGAUAAAACUAUAACAAAAUUUUGGGAAUCGGAUCAAAUUCCUGAAUCAUCAAAUAAAGUUGUUUACACAGAUUUAGAAAAGGAAUGUGAGCAACAUUUCAUCGAUAACACAACUCGCAACGCAGAAGGCAGGUUUUGUGUCAAACUACCCCUUCUUUCAGAACCAGACUGUCUAGGUGAUUCAUUUAGAUUAGCUAGGAGACAAUUUUUUGCGUUAGAAAGGAGAUUUAAAAACAAUUUAGAACUGAAACUUUUAUAUUCUAAAUUCAUUGAAGAAUACCACAAGCUAGGGCACCUAUCUAAGUCAGAUAGUUUGAUUCCCAAUCAAUCCUACUUCAUUCCACAUCACGCUGUGUUGCGGCCAGCUAGUGAAUCAACGGCAUUACGUGUAGUGUUCAAUGGAAGUGCUAGGACUACCUCAGGUUAUUCUAUCAAUGAUUUACAAAUGACAGGACCCCACAUUCAAGAUUCUCUGUUCAAUAUAAUACUGAGAUUUCGCCAGUACGCUUACGUUUUGUCUGGAGACAUCGAAAAGAUGUACAGACAAGUGGAGGUCCAUAAAAGUAAUCGUAAUUUGCAAAUGAUUUUGUGGCGUAAUAACGAAACUGAACCGUUACAGUCAUUCAAUUUAAACACGGUUACCUACGGGUAUACCAGUUCAAGUUAUUUAAGCACUCGCUGCUUAUGGCAGCUAGGUGAAGAGUGCCAUGAUUCUAGGAUAAAGGAAAUCAUACAAAACGAUUUUCUGGUUGAUGAUUUAUUAACUGGUAGCAAUAAUCAGGACGAUUUAUUACACAUCAAAAGAACAAUAGAGCGUUGUUUAUCAAAGGGUUGCUUUAAUUUACGCAAGUAUCGUUCUAAUGCUCCAUCAGUUCUCGCUGAUUCACAAAACACAGAAGGUAAUCUAGUGAUUAGUUCAUCUUCCCAUACAUUAGGAGUUGGCUGGGAUCCAAAAAAAGAUCAUAUUCAAUUUCCUAGCAGUUACAAAAUUAAAAAGGAUUCCCCAACAAAACGAUCAAUUUUGUCAGAUUCAUGUAAAAUUUUUGACCCGUUGGGCUUAUUAAGUUCAAUUACUAUUAAGCCAAAACUAUUAAUCCAGAAGCUAUGGAUUGAAAAGGCGGAUUGGGAUACGCCUGUUAGUCAGGAAGUCAUACAAUCAUGGCAAUCGUUUGUCAACAGCAUAGAAAGCAUACAAGAUAUAAACAUUCCCAGACAUGCAUUUAGUAUCAAUGAUAGUAGUGUAGAAUUACACUGUUUUUGCGACGCGUCUAAGUUUGCAUUUGGUACAUGCAUUUAUGUAAGGUGCAUAGAUACAGAUGGUGCAGUUACAGUGCGCCUAUUAUGUGCCAAGGCCAGGGUAGCAUCAGUGAAGCCCACGACUAUCCCCCGCCUUGAGCUGAGCGCAUGCCUGCUCGGGGCGCAACUCGCAGCCGCCGUGUGUCGCGCUCUGCGAUGUGUCAUUACUCGCAAGUUCUUUUGGACGGACUCUUCUAUCGCGUUGGCUUGGUUAGGUAUGCGAUACGACAGAUUAAAAACGUUUGUCGCUAAUCGGGUAGGUACUAUCCUAGAGUUAACUGACGACUCUCAAUGGCGUCAUGUACCUACAGACCAGAAUCCCGCAGACCUUGCUUCACGCGGCAUAUCCCCAUCGGAUAUUAAAAAUUUAGAUUUUUGGUUCAACGGCCCCUCAUUUCUUUCACAACCAGAACACUCAUGGCCUACACUGAACACUAAACCUAAUGAUUUAAAUGAAAUACCUGAAAUAAAAACAGUAAAAAUUAAUACAUGCACAGAAAAUACAAACAAUAAACUCAUAAAUUUUGAAGAUCAUUCUAACCUAAACCGUUUACAACGAUCAUUUUCAUAUGUACUACGUUUCAUUCAUAAUUGUAGAAACAAACAAAAAAAGACUGGUAUUUUGCAGCCUGAGGAGCUCACUGCUUCUCUUGAAUUGUUGGUAAAGCUAGCCCAAGAGGAAACUCUCUCGAAGGAGCUCAGUAUCCUGAAGAAUAAUAAACCACUCAAUCCGAAGAACCCAUUGUUGUCUUUAAAUCCAUUUCUGGACUCUAAUAACAUUUUGAGAGUGGGAGGACGUCUAGAUUCUUCUUGCUACUCAUUUGAAAAGCGUCAUCCCAUGCUUCUUCACUCAAAGCAUACGCUUACAAAGUUACUGUUUCGUCGUGAACACAUACGUCUUCUUCAUGCUGGUCCACAGCUAUUACUUUCUUCCAUAAGGGAAUACAUUUGGCCAAUUGCUGGCAGAGAUCUAGCUCGUACUACAGCAAGACAGUGUGUAGUCUGUCGCAAAGUAAGCGGUAAAACUACAACUCCUAUCAUGGGAUCGUUACCUAAACAACGUGUUGACCCAGGAUUUCCCUUCUUGAGUACUGGUGUUGACUUUGCCGGACCAUUUUUAAUUACAGACAGAAAAGGAAGAGGUUGUAAGAUAACUAAAUGUUACUUAUGUCUAUUUGUUUGCUUCCGGUAUAAAUGCUUGCAUCUAGAAGCUGUAAGUGAGCUUUCUAAAGAUUCUUUCAUAUUGUCAUUGCGUCGUUUUAUCUCUCGACGCGGGAAACCAAGGGAAUUCUUUUGCGAUAAUGGCCGGAAUUUCGUUGGUGCAGCCAGGGAAAUCGGCGAAUUCCUUACGUCUAACUCUGGUGACAUAUCAGCCUUUUCUUCAGAGUUAGGAAUCAAAUUUAAUUUUCAACCUGCAUAUGCUCCUCACUUCGGUGGGUUAUGGGAGGCUGGCGUUAAGUCGGCAAAGUAUUAUUUAAAGCGUAUUUUAGGCAACUGUCAUUUAACAUUCGAAGAAUUGGCAACUUUGUUUACUCAAAUUGAGGCUAUCCUCAACAGUAGACCUUUAUGUCCAUUAUCCUCAUCCCCUAAUGAUUACCAACCUUUAACCCCAGGGCAUUUCCUAAUUGGUCGUCCAUUGCUGUCAUUUCCAUCACCAAAUUUAGAAGAUGCCAAGAUGAGCAGACUAGACCGUUACCAGCGAUUAGAGUAUAUGCGUCAACACUUUUGGAAUCGUUGGCAACGAGAAUAUGUCACGGAGAUGCAACAGAGGCAAAAAUGGCGCAUUCCUACUAGACAACUGCAAAUAGGCGACCUGGUACUUCUGAAAGAAGAGAAUCUCCCCCCAAUGUCUUGGAGGCUAGGGCGUAUAACAUCUCUGUUCCCAGGAAAGGACAACGUAGCUCGGGUGGCUGAAGUCAAAACUACCCAUGGUACAUUCAGAAGAGGAGUGAAGUACCUCUGUCCUCUGCUGGAGCCUGCAGACACCUCUUUGGAACCUGAGGAUUCCAAGGCCCCGGAGUAUGUUCAGUCCCAUCACUAGUGGCUGUACCCCAUCACUAUCACUUGUCAAACCGAAUCGGCAACGUCACUUCUUAUAAUUAAAUUCUAACCAUCAACAUUGUAAAUUGUAAAAGCAAGAAUAUACGCUGUAUUUAAACUUAUUUGGAGUCAGAUUAUUCAUCCUCACCAUCCUACAAGCAUCUACG